Messenger RNA from Serpula lacrymans var. lacrymans S7.9, 348 nucleotides. RefSeq lists its product as uncharacterized. The coding region runs from base 1 to 348 and encodes 115 amino acids. NCBI's taxonomy places the organism in Eukaryota, Fungi, Basidiomycota, Agaricomycetes, Boletales, Serpulaceae. The transcript is spliced from 2 exons. The record is from RefSeq and is a predicted model, not a curated record.
AUGCACAGGCCUGAGGCUGGCUCUCCUUCCAAUCCAAUCAGCGUAGAUGAUGCCGACAUGAUCAACCAGCUGUAUGCAGAAACACACAACUUGGGAGAUGACGAUCCCCCCACUCCCCAACCCAACACCUCGUCCAACACCAGACAAAAAUACCACCAAGGCAUUGACGACAAUUCUCCUUACUCCUACUACUGCCCCAACUGCAACCGUCGUGCACCGGGACAUAGUUUCAACUGGUGUCCUAUUCGUAUGGAAAACGAAGAUAGGAUUCUGAUGAAGGGAUUACAUGGAAAUGUCAGCUAUGACGACAGUUACAACAUGGAUGGCGAAGGUACCAAAUUUUGGUGA